Messenger RNA from Ctenocephalides felis (cat flea), 1007 nucleotides. Its product is annotated as methylglutaconyl-CoA hydratase, mitochondrial-like. The record is from RefSeq and is a predicted model, not a curated record. Lineage: Eukaryota; Metazoa; Arthropoda; Insecta; Siphonaptera; Pulicidae. Gene Ontology annotation, cellular component: mitochondrion. Gene Ontology annotation, molecular function: enoyl-CoA hydratase activity. Gene Ontology annotation, biological process: fatty acid beta-oxidation. The coding region runs from base 425 to 928 and encodes 167 amino acids. The transcript has 6 exons.
AAAUUUGUAUGCAGGAACUUGUUCAUAUUAAACAAUAUUAUAUUAAAAAUGAUGCAACGAAGUUUGCUCAGAUCAGCAUUUAGAAAUCUUGCUAGAAUUAAUAGCAGAUUUUAUUCGGUAUCAAAUACUGAAGAUUUGAAAGUAGAUUAUUUAUCAGAAAAUAAGCAGGGUAUAGUUGUCUUGGGUUUAAACAGGCCUGAAGCCAAAAAACGCGUUUAGUCGUAAUCUUGUAGAUCUAUUGUCUUCAGCAGUAAAAUCGAUAAGCCAUGAUAACAGUGUGAGAGCAGUUAUUAUUCGUAGUUUAGUUCCAGGAGUAUUUUGUGCUGGUGCAGACUUGAAGGAGCGUGCAAAACUGUCUCCAGAUGAAGUUAAAGUAUUUGUUAAUUCAUUAAGAGAAUUAUUAACUAAAAUCGAACAAUUACCAAUGCCCGUUAUUAGUGCCGUAGAUGGUGUAGCUCUUGGGGGAGGUUUAGAAAUGGCAUUAGCUUGUGAUAUUAUAACUGCAUCAGAUACUGCUAAGUUAGGCUUGGUAGAAACUAAGUUGGCAAUAAUACCAGGUGCUGGUGGUACCCAGAGACUGCCAAGAAGAAUUAGCCCAUCUCUAGCUAAGGAACUCAUAUUUACUGCAAGAGUUUUAAGUGGCACUGAAGCUAAAGAAUAUGGAAUUGCAAAUCAUGUUGUGAAGCAAUCUGAGAAUAAAGAUGCAGCAUAUUUGAAAGCGGUACAAAUUGCUGAGGAAAUAUUACCAAAUGGACCAAUCGGUGUUAGGAUGGCAAAACUAGCCGUGGAUAAAGGAUUACAGGUUGAUAUGUCCACAGGAUAUACUAUUGAGCAAACAUGUUACGCUCAAGUAAUUCCUACCCAAGACAGAUUAGAAGGAUUAAAAGCAUUUGCUGAGAAAAGAAAACCUGUUUAUAAAGGACAUUAGUUUAUCCAUCAUGCCAAAAUGUACCUGCCAUUCAUGUAAUUUAGCUAAGUUUUAAUAAAAUGCAAAAUGUGUUAUUUAA